AUCUCGGCCAUCCUCCUGUUUACCGACUUCAUGGACCGCUUCGCCCAGGGUCCAGAGGGAGACAAGCACUGGUCCUCGAUCAUCCAGUCGCUCCUCGUCUCUCUCAUGAGCAUCGGCUGCCUUAUCGGUUCGCUGUCUGGCGCUUACACCGCCGACUGGUGGGGUAGGAGGAGAUCCCUCUCCUUUGGUGUCGUCAUCUUCAUCCUCGGAAACGUUGUCCAGAUCACCGCUAUGCGCAGCUGGGUCCACAUGAUGAUGGGCCGCUUCUUCGCCGGUCUCGGUGUCGGUUCCCUGUCUGUCGGUGUUCCCAUGUUCCAGAGCGAGUCGUCGCCCCGAGAAAUCCGCGGUGCCGUCGUCGCCAGCUACCAGCUCAUGAUCACCUUUGGUAUCCUCAUCUCCAAUAUCGUAAACUACGGUGUCCGCGAGAUCCAGGGCUCGGACGCGUCGUGGCGCAUCGUCAUCGGCCUGGGCAUCGCCUUCUCCCUGCCCCUGGGCCUGGGCAUCCUCGCCGUCCCCGAAUCCUCCAGGUGGCUGGCUUCCAGGGGCCGCUGGGACGAGGCCCGCCUCUCGCUCGGCCGCCUCCGCGGUCUCAAGGAUGACCUCCAUAACCCGCUCGUCGAGGACGAUCUCAACGAGAUGCGCGAGCUCCUCGAGCAGGAGCGCGAGGUUGGCACCGGCUCGUGGAUCGAGUGCUUCAUGCCCUCCCAGUCCACCCCCAAGGUCAUCUACCGCACCCUCCUGGGCAUGGGCAUCCAUUUCAUCCAGCAGUGGACCGGCAUCAACUACUUCUUCUACUACGGUGCCACCAUCUUCCAGAGCGCCGGAAUCUCGGACAGCAUCCUCGUCCAGCUCAUCCUCGGCGCCGUCAACGUCGUCACAACCUUCUACGGUCUCUACGCCGUCGAGAAGUUCGGUCGCCGCAACCCCCUUAUCAUCGGCGGUAUCUGGCAGGGUUUCUGGCUCAUCGUCUUUGCCUCGAUCGGCACCGGUCUCGACCCGGCUGACAACAAGGCAUCUGGUAUCGUCAUGAUUGUAUCUGCCUGCAUGUUUAUCGCCUCCUUCGCUGUAACCUGGGGCCCCAUGGCUUGGGUCGUCAUUGGCGAGUCGUUUCCUCUCCGCACUCGUGCCAAGCAAGCCUCUCUGGCUACGGCAUGCAACUGGCUCGGAAACUUCAUGGUCGGUUUCCUCACCCCUCUGGCCACCGAUGGCAUCUCGUACGCCUAUGGCUACGCAUUUGCCGGGGCCAACCUGAUCGGCUCGGUGUUGAUCUUCUUCUUCCUCUUCGAGUCGCGUACCCUAUCCCUGGAGAACGUCGACAUCAUGUACGGACAGGCCGAGCUCAAGCCCUGGACCAGCCACAAGUGGGUUCCCCCGGGCUACAUCACCCGCACAGAGCGCGACGAGAGCCACUUCCGCAGCCUCAACGACGGCGCCAUCGCAAGGGACAUGGCCAGCGAGAAACCCGGCAGCGACGGGUCUGCUCUACAGAAGGAGCAUGUAUAA
Messenger RNA from Geosmithia morbida, 1503 nucleotides. RefSeq names its product MFS transporter, SP family, sugar:H+ symporter. Gene Ontology annotation, cellular component: membrane. The annotation marks the transcript as partial. The transcript has 5 exons. Gene Ontology annotation, molecular function: carbohydrate:proton symporter activity. The record is from RefSeq and is a predicted model, not a curated record. Gene Ontology annotation, biological process: transmembrane transport; carbohydrate transport. NCBI's taxonomy places the organism in Eukaryota, Fungi, Ascomycota, Sordariomycetes, Hypocreales, Bionectriaceae.